Messenger RNA from Tilletiopsis washingtonensis, 1140 nucleotides. RefSeq lists its product as hypothetical. The record is from RefSeq and is a predicted model, not a curated record. The coding region runs from base 497 to 1030 and encodes 177 amino acids. NCBI's taxonomy places the organism in Eukaryota, Fungi, Basidiomycota, Exobasidiomycetes, Entylomatales. The transcript is spliced from 3 exons.
UUUGCCAUGACGCGUGCCUCGCUCGGAUGGAGCAAGGGCAAGGUCGUCAAGACCGAGGUGGCCGACGUGCAGGUGUUCAAGGGCCCCAGUGUGCACCAGGGUCGCCUGGCCAAGUGCGCAUGGCACGGCAGACACAGCGUGAGUGGAGAGAGAUGGACGCAGGUGGAGUAGAGCAGGAUGCUUGGAAGAGGCGAGAGAGAGGAGAACGGGCGAGCGCGAGGAGGGCAGGUCUAUCGCUCUGGCGCUGGCUGUGGAGCGGCUGUGGCAGCAUUGUCAGCUCGUUGCUUCUGCAUCAGCUACACGAUGCCCUGGCCUCUCAUCCUUCUAGCGCCGGCUUGAUGCAUGCCCUGGCUCUCUCACCGCGCUUUCUGCCCGCUAACGUCUAUGUCCGCAGGUCCACCCGCCCGCGCAGACAAAGGGCAACCUGACGUGGGACGACUUCCGCGCCGGCCUCUUCGUCGACCACCCAUCGCAGGAGACCGAGUACAUCGAGGAGAUGACGAGUGCCGUCGAGGUCGACGUGCUGGAGCGCGGCGUCGCCGAGGUGUGGAACAAUACUUACGCACUGCCGACCCUGACGGCAAACCGCGACUUCCUGCAGCUGCUGCUGACGCUCGAGCUGCCGCGGCACGCCGAGCCGUACAGCGAGGCGCAUGAGGCGCAGCUGCUGGCCUCGCUCAAGGGCGAGUCGCUGCCUGAGCCGGGCCCGGAUGCGCUGCGCUCUUUCAUCGUCAUCCAGCUGCCCGUGUCGCAUGACAAGUGCCCCGAGCGCGGGCCGGAGGGCUACGUGCGCGCCUACUACGCCAGCGUCGAGGCGAUCCACGAGCGCGCAGACGGCACGACCGAGUGGCGCAUGUUCCUGCAGUCCGACGCCUCGGGCCGCGUGCCGCUCUUCUUCCAGGAGAUGGCCAUGCCGUCAAAGACGGCGCCCGACGUGCCGUGCUACAUCAACUGGAAGGCCAAGAAGAACGAAGAGGCUGGGCGCGUGCCAACGGCCACGAGCACGGCGCCUACUCACACUGCCUCGUGAGGGCACCUUCAUCCUCACUAGAGCGUCGAGACGCUCUCUGCACCGCUCGUCGCUGGGCCUUGAUACCACCACGUCCUGCCACGGACACGCCAAUAUCUAUACUUCUGUGC